This is a messenger RNA of Eublepharis macularius, 966 nucleotides long. Its product is annotated as olfactory receptor 6N2-like. The record is from RefSeq and is a predicted model, not a curated record. Gene Ontology annotation, cellular component: membrane. Bases 1 to 966 code for a protein of 321 amino acids. Gene Ontology annotation, biological process: G protein-coupled receptor signaling pathway. Gene Ontology annotation, molecular function: olfactory receptor activity; G protein-coupled receptor activity. Lineage: Eukaryota; Metazoa; Chordata; Lepidosauria; Squamata; Eublepharidae. The transcript has a single exon.
AUGAAAAACGCCAAUGAAACCAGCAUGACUGACUUUGAAUUAACUGGAUUCCAGGAUCUACAGCAUUUUCAUGUGCUCCUCUUUGUCACCUUACUUUUCACUUACUCGCUCAUUCUCAUGGGCAACAUUGUCAUCAUCACCCUAAUUCAGACCAGUCCCCGCUUCCAUAUCCCCAUGUACCACUUUAUUGCCAUGCUGGCUACCCUCGAGAUGUGCUAUACCACUGUCACCAUCCCCAAGAUGUUGGUGGAUCUGCUGCAGAGGCAGAAACGCAUCUCCUUCGGUGGUUGCCUUGUGCAAAUCUAUUUCUUCCAUGCCCUGGGCAUCACAGAAGCUUGCUUGCUCACAGUGAUGGCUUACGACCGCUUCUUAGCCAUCUGCACUCCGUUGAGCUAUCCAACCACCAUGACAACCAAGUUUUGCUUCCAGCUAGUGGUCGGAUGCUGCACUUGUGGCUUUGCAUGUCCUUUGCCUGAAAUUGUCCUGAUUUCCAAACUGCCAUUCUGUGGGCCCAAUCACAUCGAGCACAUAUUCUGUGAUUUCCCUCCAUUGUUUCAUCUCCCUUGCGCUGACAUAUCUAGAAUCAUCAUGACAGACUUCAUCAUCCAUUCCUUGGUCAUCCUUGGUCCUGUCUUCUUGAUCCUCCUCUCUUAUGUAAAAAUAUUGACUGUUGUAAUCAAAAUCCAGAGCUCGGAAGGCCGCCAGAAGGCUUUUUCUACCUGUGCUUCUCACCUCAUUGUGGUCUUUGCCUUUUUUGGGACAACAGGGUUUAUGUAUGUCCGUUUGACUCAAGCCAGAUCGUUGCAUUACGAGAGAGUCAUUGCCAUGAUCUAUGCUGUCCUUACCCCCCUUUUCAACCCCAUUGUCUAUAGCUUGAGAAACAAAGAAAUCCAGGAAGAGAUCCGAAAAAUUAUUAAAUUGCCCAAUCUAUCAUUCAGGAGGACCUGGAGGCAUGUUGGGUGCUGA